UAUCUGAGGUCUGUAACAGCAGAUGGGGUAUUCCUCCUCCUCAAACGCCCCCCUCAAACUGCGAUUGUUCCCGAUGCGAGCACACCAGCUCGGUCCGAGUGAGUAAAGCAGCGGAUCCGUUCAUAGCAUCGCGGAUGGUAGAUUUGUCCAGUUUAGUGUCGUCUGGAGACGUAAGAGCAGAGAUAAGAUUCGAAACGCUCCAGAAUCUGAAUCUGAGCGACGAGCGACGGGCAUCGUGACAUCGGGCAUCUGGAGAGCAGAGAUCCACGAGAGAGGGAGUCCUUCCAUGCAGUCGUGGCUGGGAUAAAAUGGAUGACAGGAUUGACGGUGUGCGGGUUGGAGAGAACAAAUUCAUCAGCAAGAGCAGCAUUCUCUCUCAUUUAAAGACCUACAAUCUCUACUAUGAAGGAAAGAACCUGCAGCUACGCCACAGAUUGGAAGAGGAGGAGCUCAUCAUAGAAGGACUUCUAAAUAUCUCAUGGGGUUUGCGUCGACCAAUCAGGCUUCAGAUGCAGGAUGACCACGAGCGAAUCAAACCUCCUCCCUCCUCUACCUCCUGGCACUCGGGGUGUAACCUUGACAACCAGAGUCAGGAGGGUCAGAAACAGACUCCUCAAACCCCACCUCAGAUGGAAGUAACGCCCCCAGAGGACCAAUCGAGCAACGGCACAACACAUGACCAUGAAGAAGAAGAAGAGGCGUGUGACGUCUCCGCUCAGCUUCUUAGAACCAAAAGUGAUGCUGGCGUAUUGAGACGGGGCAGGAGACGGUCUCCUAGCGACCAGCGGCGAAUCAGAAGGCACAGAUUUUCCAUCAACGGUCACUUCUAUAACCACAAGACGGCUGUGUUCACUCCUGCAUAUGGCUCAGUAACUAACGUACGGAUCAACAGCUGCAUGACCACACCACAGGUGCUGCGGGUCUUACUGAAUAAAUUUAAGAUCGAGAACAGCCCGGAUGAGUUCGCCCUCUACCUCGUUCAUGCCAGCGGAGAGCGUGUUCAGCUGAAGCGUAGAGACUACCCGUUAGUAGUGAGAAUACUUCAGGGACCAUGUGAGCACGUCUGCAAGAUCUUUCUCAUGGAGCAGGAUCUGGGAGAGGAGAUUCCCUAUGAAGUGGCACAGUACAUCAAAUUUGAGAUGCCUGUCCUGCAGAGUUUUAUUACUAAACUGAAGGAAGAGGAGGACAGGGAAGUGCAGAAGCUGAGAAGCAGAUACAAGUAUUUGCGGUGUAUCAUUGAGAAGCAGCUCCAGUGUUUACCGGAAGGCUCCACCUGUAUGUGACAAGCACACCCCCCCCCUCUUCAUGUCGAUCAGUAGACUUCCAGACAGAAUUUUAUCAGCCCCUUUCUGUCCUAAAUGAUUGUUAACCCUUAAUAUGCAUUGAUAUUUGCUGACCAGUGAAGAUGGAUGGUACAUCUUGUUAUAUAAAAAUUCUUUGUAUAUUUUAUGGUGCUGUAGGGAAUCAAUGCAGGUACAAUAACAUAAAAGCACAUACUAAACUAAACCAGGGAAUUUCAUCAUCCAGUGAUUACUGGAGCGAGCAAUUAUAAUGACAAGCACAAAGUAACAAAGAUAAAUGCUUACAACUUUAGUAUUAUUUGUUUGGUUUAACCCAUUUGAAAGAGUGAUGACUGACUGAUCACUUUACAUGUUGGAUGUAUUGCGAGUAUAUGCGGUCUGAGCCAACCUGUUAUACCAUUACAGUCUGAUUACAUCUCCAUUUGACCAACGUCUCUAUAGACAGUCAUUAAAAAUCUUUUUGUACCAGAAUGGUAAGAAGCGAAGUAAAGACUGUGAAUUUAAAGAAUGAUUGAAAAUGGAG
This is a messenger RNA of Labeo rohita (rohu), 1824 nucleotides long. It is a transcript of the gene rassf2a, whose product is annotated as Ras association domain family member 2a. The transcript is spliced from 10 exons. The coding region runs from base 309 to 1283 and encodes 324 amino acids. Gene Ontology annotation, biological process: signal transduction; positive regulation of protein kinase activity; regulation of non-canonical NF-kappaB signal transduction. The record is from RefSeq and is a predicted model, not a curated record. Gene Ontology annotation, cellular component: cytoplasm; nucleus. Lineage: Eukaryota; Metazoa; Chordata; Actinopteri; Cypriniformes; Cyprinidae.